UACAGGACAAUAUCUAGCUCUUUCUUUCUACAGCUUGUAUCUUCAUGGACCCCAGCGACCCAGCCAGUCAGAGCUACAAGAACUUUACCAUUAAGUUUCACAAGCUGAUCAACAUCACGGUACAAUUUCAGUUGAAGGCCAUAAAUAUCCAGACUAUCAUCAACAAUGAGAUUCCUGACUGUUACACCUUUACCAUCACUAUAAUAUUUGACAACCAGGCGCACAGUGGCAGGGUGAAAAUACAACUAGAGAAUGAUGCCACCAUUAAACAAUGCAAGGACCCCAGCGUGUAUGGCCGAGGUGAUAACUACUCCCGGCUGGUGUUUGACGUGUUUGUGAUAAUCUCCUGCAUCCUCUCCUUCAUCCUCUGUGGACGUUCCAUUGUUCGGGGCCUGAAAUUGCAGAAUGAAUUCGCACAGUUUGUUCACAGCCGUCGCGGCCUCACUGUGUCUCUGUCUGAGCGGCUGGAGUUUGUGAAUGGCUGGUACCUGCUGCUGAUCAUUAGUGAUAUUCUCACACUGUCUGGGACAGUCCUGAAGAUUGGGAUAGAGUCCAAGACCUUUGCCAGUUAUGAUGUUUGCAGCAUUCUCCUGGGCACAUCAACCUUGCUGGUUUGGGUUGGCGUAAUCCGGUAUCUGAGCUUCUUUCAGAAAUAUAAUAUCCUGAUUGUCACACUCCGGGUGGCUCUGCCUAACGUUAUCCGCUUUUGUUGUUGUGCUGCUGUGAUCUACCUGGGAUAUUGCUUCUGCGGCUGGAUUGUGCUGGGACCCUAUCAUGUCAAGUUCCGCUCGCUCUCCAUGGUGUCAGAGUGCCUUUUCUCCCUUAUUAAUGGUGAUGACAUGUUUGUCACCUUCUCGGAGAUGCAGAAUAGUAGUUACCUUGUGUGGAUGUUCAGUCAGCUUUAUUUAUACACCUUCAUCAGCCUCUUUAUCUAUAUGGUACUCAGUCUCUUCAUUGCCCUGAUCACUGGAGCCUACGAGACCAUCAAGUUCCAGAAUGCAGGUGAAGACAGUGUCUCUGCUCUGUAUCAGUAUAUAGCCGAGUGUAAAGACAGCCCCAGCUCCGGGAAAUUCCGUUCUACAAGCACCACCAAUUUCUCCAUGUUUUGCUGUUGUUCUCAACCUGCUGAAGAUAACGAGAACAAUUUGGUCAUUAAUGAACCUGCACCAUCAUCCUAAUAGAGGACACGGGUUCCUGGAAUUUAAAUCCAUUUUAAGGACUUUCUGAGGGUGAUUUUUUCCAUUAUGUCUGAGUAACUCCUCCCCUGCCUUAUGUGGAGAAUCUCUAAUCAGUGACGAGAUGCUAGUAGGGUUAAUUUAAACAUAGACAUUUUUAUCAGAAGUUUUUAUGAAGAAAGCAAAUAUAUUUUAGAAGGGGGUGUUGGAGGGUUAGACAAGCCGGAUGUAUGGGGGAGAGGCGCAGAGACUCUGUUGGAGACUGUACAGGGUGCUAGAUAGCAAUGCAAGUGCUUCAUUGGAGGUACGAAGAGCUGACCAAGCCAAACGCACAAGUGGACACUAUACACAGCCAAUCGUUUUAUUGUUUUUUUUAUUUUUCGUUAUUUAGGUGACACUUUAUUUUUAUCUUUUAAAUUGUUUUUAUUAAUGUAUGAGAAUAAAUCGUGUCACAGUACAUCA
Molecule: messenger RNA, 1637 nt
Organism: Pseudophryne corroboree (corroboree frog)
Lineage: Eukaryota; Metazoa; Chordata; Amphibia; Anura; Myobatrachidae
Product: mucolipin-1-like
Exons: 10
Coding region: 45-1178 (377 amino acids)
Cellular component (GO): plasma membrane; lysosomal membrane
Molecular function (GO): NAADP-sensitive calcium-release channel activity
Source: RefSeq, a predicted model, not a curated record